CAAUCAGUCGGAUUCACAACGCCUUUGCCAAGCCAAGCCAUCAGCAAUCAUGAAGUUCCCGCUCUCGACUCUUCUCCUUCCCUUGGCGGGCGUUGCCAGCGCCUGGGAGCAGCUUGAGAAGAACGACACGCUUCUUGCCAUCAUCGACAUCCAGGUCGGCCUCUUCUCGCUUGUCCAUGACUUCGACCCGGUCACGUACAAGAACGCGAUCAUGGCCCACGCGGACCUUGGCAGGGCUUUUGACCUGCCCGUUGUCAUCACGACCUCUGCCCAGACUGGCCCCAACGGCCCUACGUCGAGCGAGAUCCUGAAGAUGUACCCCGAGGUCAAGGUCAUUGAGCGCCAGGGCGAGAUCAACGCCUGGGACAACGCCGACUUCCGUGCGGCAGUUGAGAAGACUGGCAAGAAGCAGAUCAUCAUUGCUGGCAUUGCGACCGAUGUUUGCACUGCCUUCCUCGCUCUCUCCCUCAAGGAUGCCGGUUACAGCGUCUGGGCCAACGCCGAGGCCUCGGGCACCACCACCGAGCUCGUCCGGGACAUCUCCAACGACCAGAUGAGAGCUGCGGGUGUCAACGUCGUCUCCUGGUUCGCCAUUGCCACCGGCCUUCUCCGCGACUGGCGUGCCCCCGAGGGUCCCAAGAUGAUCCCCUUCUUCGACAAGUGGAUGCCCGGCUAUGGUGCCGUUGUCCGUGCCCACAUCGGCGCCGUGCAGAACGGAACCGAGUUCCCAGGCGAGGAGGCGCUCUAAUCGGGCAAAUUCGACAGUGUCAUCCAGUGCUAUAAUCCUUCCACGACGGCCGACGCCAGUGACGGUAUGAGCUGACAGGCCUGCGAGUUCAAAUUGUGGAAAGAUGAGCCGAGAUGGGAUUGACCAAACUUAUAUACCAAGACCAUGGUUCUGCCAUUCAUACAAAGGAUCGAGCAUACUGCUCGUGGCUUACUGGCGGUUUCCCUUAGCUAGUAAUCUCUGGAGGCAAUAGAACUAUGUCUUAAA
Microdochium trichocladiopsis is the source of this 994-nucleotide messenger RNA. RefSeq names its product isochorismatase. The transcript has 4 exons. The record is from RefSeq and is a predicted model, not a curated record. Lineage: Eukaryota; Fungi; Ascomycota; Sordariomycetes; Xylariales; Microdochiaceae. The coding region runs from base 50 to 748 and encodes 232 amino acids.